Molecule: messenger RNA, 2059 nt
Organism: Nicotiana attenuata
Lineage: Eukaryota; Viridiplantae; Streptophyta; Magnoliopsida; Solanales; Solanaceae
Product: serine hydroxymethyltransferase 3, chloroplastic-like
Exons: 12
Coding region: 172-1740 (522 amino acids)
Biological process (GO): L-serine catabolic process; folic acid metabolic process; tetrahydrofolate interconversion
Cellular component (GO): cytoplasm
Molecular function (GO): glycine hydroxymethyltransferase activity; cobalt ion binding; pyridoxal phosphate binding
Source: RefSeq, a predicted model, not a curated record
AGGACAGGACCGGUGCAUGAGCGGCGCGCAAAUUUCCAAGCUAGGGUUCUUUUUUCUUUCCUUGUGUUUCUUUCAUAUAUAUUCCCAGUUCUCCAACAGUACGAAAAACCCCAAAGCUGAAAAUAGAACAGAAUCUCAAUAAGUGAAGGGAUUUUGCUGGUUAAUUGUAACAUGGAAGCUUGUUGCGGAGCUGCAAUCAUGGGUUCAGUUCAGCAACCUGUUUGGGUUAAAAGUUCAGCUUUUCCUUCAAAAGGGGCUGCUGGUAUUCCGACUCGGGUUAAAUUAUGCUCUGUAAAACCCUGCAGAGCAUCUCCAAUUGAAGGGAGCUUGUUAACAGGAAGCCCUACUUCUUCUGUUUCUUCUGUAGGUGCUAAGAGCAGCUUUGAGGACUAUGGAUUGAGUGAAGCUGAUCCUGAUGUUCGUGCUAUAAUUGACAAAGAGAAGAAACGUCAAUUUAGGAGCUUAGAACUUAUUGCAUCUGAGAAUUUCACAUCUCGAGCAGUGAUGGAAGCAGUUGGUUCUUGCCUUACAAACAAAUACUCUGAAGGGCUUCCAGGCAAAAGAUAUUACGGUGGGAAUGAAUACAUUGAUGAGUUGGAAACUCUCUGUCAAGAAAGAGCAUUGGCUGCCUUUAGCUUAGAUGGAAAGCAAUGGGGUGUGAACGUUCAACCAUUAUCUGGUUCGCCAGCAAAUUUUGCAGUCUACACAGCUGUCCUUAAUCCACAUGACCGGAUUAUGGGAUUGGACUUGCCUCAUGGUGGCCACUUGUCCCAUGGAUUUAUGACUCCUAAACGACGAGUUUCAGCCACCUCUGUUUACUUUGAGUCCAUGCCUUAUCGACUUGAUGAAUCUACAGGUAUUCUCGAUUAUGAAAUGCUUGAGAAAACGGCGAAUCUUUUUCGGCCGAAACUUAUCAUUGCCGGUGCUAGUGCAUAUCCGCGUGAUUUUGAUUAUCCUCGUCUGAGAAAGAUAGCAGAUGCUGUCGGAGCUUUCCUGAUGAUGGAUAUGGCUCAUAUCAGUGGGCUUGUUGCUGCCUCUGUGCUUGCUAAUCCAUUUGAAUACUGUGACAUUGUUACUACUACUACUCACAAGUCUCUUAGAGGUCCUAGAGGUGGAAUGAUCUUCUUCAAAAAAGAUCCAGUUCUUGGUGUGGAUCUGGAAUCUGCCAUAAAUAAUGCUGUUUUUCCUGGUUUGCAGGGUGGUCCCCAUAAUCACACAAUUGGAGGACUAGCCGUUUGUUUGAAACAUGCGAAAUCACCUGAAUUUAAGGCUUAUCAGAACCAGGUGGUCUCCAACUGUAGAGCUCUUGCAAGCCGGUUAACGGAAUUAGGCUACAAGCUGGUCUCAGGAGGGAGUGACAAUCAUUUGGUUCUUGUGGAUUUGAGGCCUCUAGGAACUGAUGGUGCUAGAGUGGAGAAAAUACUUGACAUGGCAUCAAUCACUCUCAACAAGAAUUCAGUACCUGGUGAUAAAAGUGCACUAGUACCUGGUGGCAUCCGCAUAGGCUCACCGGCCAUGACCACUCGAGGUUUUACAGAGAAGGAAUUUGUAGCAGUUGCAGAUUUCAUUCACGAGGGCGUGCAAAUUACUCUCGAAGCCAAGAAGUCUGUCUCUAGUACCAAACUCCAAGAUUUCUUGAAGUUUGUUACUGCCCCAGAUUUUAAUUUGAUUGACAAGGUGUUGGACUUACAAAAAAGGGUCGAAGCUUUCACGAGCCAGUACCCAUUGCCUGGUUUAUGAAGUGGUAUUGGAAGGCCGAAUUGCCUGAUGAUAAUACAGCUUGCCGCUUCCUAUUUCAUGACGCCAAGAAUUUUGCAAUGUGCUGUUUAGGAUGUUUUAGGAUGAUUCAAUGCAUUGAUACCUAUACCAGUUUGCUCUCUGAAAAUCAUCUAUGUUUGUUCUUCUCCUGGAAAAAUGAGCAGAUUUAUAUUCUGUGUUGAAGCAAAAAAUAGGAGUUGGGUGUUGUAAACAAUUGAAUUUCAUCCGUCAUACUUGAAAACUGCAUGGAUAUUGUAGUUCAGUUUUGUCAGUCUAUUGGAAUUUUGAACGUCUAAAAAGA